This is a messenger RNA of Gorilla gorilla gorilla (western lowland gorilla), 2463 nucleotides long. RefSeq names its product zinc finger and SCAN domain containing 4 (gene ZSCAN4). Gene Ontology annotation, biological process: regulation of transcription by RNA polymerase II. The record is from RefSeq and is a predicted model, not a curated record. Lineage: Eukaryota; Metazoa; Chordata; Mammalia; Primates; Hominidae. The transcript has 7 exons. Bases 903 to 2204 code for a protein of 433 amino acids. Gene Ontology annotation, molecular function: DNA-binding transcription factor activity, RNA polymerase II-specific; RNA polymerase II cis-regulatory region sequence-specific DNA binding.
AGUCUGCAACAAGCCCAGACCUCUCCCGCCUAGACCUAUAAUUACCCCAAUCUGUAAGCAGGGGUGGACUCCAGCGCUAGCUGGUGUCCCCAUCUACAGGCCUUUGUUCAAUAAACCUGUGUUGCCGUAGAGCCAUCUCCAUUCCGUUCCUUCUCCCUUCCUUGCUCUCAGUUCUGAAACCCGGGACGAGGCUUGGGUUCACUUGGAGGAAUCCCUUUUUGCAACCUGGGAAGCAGUGAGCAGCGGCAGCUCAUCCCAGGAGGCUCCAGCAAGGAUCACUCCAAUUACUGGACAUCAUAUCCAACACCAGUCUCCGAUUUCUGGAUGGUCGCUGCAAUUACAGGUGAAGUGAUAACCACUUCCCAGCAAAAAGGUGAGAUCAGGGAGUUCCAAAUCUUUAUCUCAGGUUCAGAUGUCCUUUCCACACCUGUACAGAUGCCGUCACUCCACCAUUCUGACACCAGAUGCCAAGACCAGUGAUGGUAUAGAACACUGUAUUAGAGACAUGGAUCUGGGGCUGGAUGAAGAUUCCAUCAGUAAUUCAAUCAACAGACAAGUGUUAUCCAAUCACGUCUUUAAAUCAAUCACUGACAUGGAGCUGGGGCUGGAUGAAGAUUCCAUCAGUAAUUCAAUCAACAGACAAGUGUUAUCCAAUCACGUCUUUAAAUCAAUCACUGAUCCCAGCCCCUAUAAAAGGGAGCAGCCUUAGGAGGCACAUCAGAUAAACCCAGUGUGGAAAGCUAGUCACACAUCAGCUCAGUGUUCGGCCCGGGAUUACCCAGUCAACCAAGAAGGAGCUUGCAGUUUUAAAGAAUCUACCAACUGUUGAAACAAAUCCCUAGAGACACAAGGCAAGAGACUGAAUCAUCAAAGUAAAGUCUCUCUGAGAAUUAUUGCUAAGAAUGGCUUUAGAUCUAAGAACCAUAUUUCAGUGUGAACCAUCCGAGAAUAAUCUUGGAUCAGAAAAUUCAGCAUUUCAACAAAGCCAAGGACCUGCUGUUCAGAGAGAAGAAGGGAUUUCUGAGUUCUCAAGAAUGGUGCUCAAUUCAUUUCAAGACAGCAAUAAUUCAUAUGCAAGGCAGGAAUUGCAAAGACUUUAUAGGAUCUUUCACUCAUGGCUGCAACCAGAAAAGCACAGCAAGGAUGAAAUUAUUUCUCUAUUAGUCCUGGAGCAGUUUAUGAUUGGUGGCCACUGCAAUGACAAAGCCAGUGUGAAAGAGAAAUGGAAAUCAAGUGGCAAAAACUUGGAGAGAUUCAUAGAAGACCUGACUGAUGACAGCAUAAAUCCACCUGCCUUAGUCCACGUCCACAUGCAGGGACAGGAAGCUCUCUUUUCUGAGGAUAUGCCCUUAAGAGAUGUCAUUGUUCAUCUCACAAAACAAGUGAAUGCCCAAACCACAAGAGAAGCAAACAUGGGGACACCCUCCCAGACUUCCCAAGAUACUUCCUUAGAAACAGGACAAGGAUAUGAAGAUGAACAAGAUGGCUGGAACAGUUCUUUGAAAACUACUCAAGUAAAUGAAAAUAUUACUAAUCAAGGCAAUCAAAUAGUUUCCCUAAUCAUCAUCCAGGAAGAGAACGGUCCUAGGCCUGAAGAGGGAGGUGUUUCUUCUGACAACCCAUACAACUCAAAAAGAGCAGAGCUAGUCACUGCUAGAUCUCAGGAAGGGUCCAUAAAUGGAAUCACUUUCCAAGGUGUCCCUAUGGUGAUGGGAGCAGGGUGUAUCUCUCAACCAGAGCAGUCCUCCCCUGAGUCUGCCCUUACCCACCAGAGCAAUGAGGGAAACUCCACAUGUGAGGUACAUCAGAAAGGAUCCCAUGGAGUCCGAAAAUCAUACAAAUGUGAAGAAUGCCCCAAGGUCUUUAAGUAUCACUGUCACUUAUUAGCUCACCAGAGAAGACACAGGAAUGAGAGGCCAUUUGUUUGUCCCGAGUGUCAAAAAGGCUUCUUCCAGAUAUCAGACCUACGGGUGCAUCAGAUAAUUCACACAGGAAAGAAGCCUUUCACAUGCAGCAUGUGUAAAAAGUCCUUCAGCCACAAAACCAACCUGCGGUCUCAUGAGAGAAUCCACACAGGAGAAAAGCCUUAUACAUGUCCCUUUUGUAAGACAAGCUACCGCCAGUCAUCCACAUACCACCGCCAUAUGAGGACUCAUGAGAAAAUUACCCUGCCAAGUGUUCCCUCCACACCAGAAGCUUCCUAAGCUGCUGGUCUGAUAAUGUGUAUAAAUAUGUAUGCAAGUAUGUAUAUUCCUAUAGUAUUUAUCUAAUUAGGAUACAAGAUAUAAUCUCCUGAUUAUGCUUUCAAUUUAUUGUAUUGCUUCAUUAAAAUGUAAGGCUAAGGAGAGCAUGGAAUUUGUCAGUUUUGUUCACUAAAGUAUUCCAAGUGGUUGGGAAAGUGGAACAUUUCCAAGAACCAAUAAAUUUCUGUUGAAUAAAUGAAUGAAUCCAUAAUGUUGAUAU